AUGUCCGCGGAGGUCGACGACGUAGAAGAGGAACUGCGUUACUGCACGUCCUCCAUCCAGAUCGAUUUUGACGGCGAGAAAUCCAUCCGAAGCGUCAUCACGUAUGAUUCCGAGCACUCCAUUCCAUCUCGCCCAUCCUCAGUGAUCCACGAGUAUUUUGAUCCCAACUAUGAUACUACCGCUACGUGGAUAGAGGACGAUUCCCCCUACCCCGAGGUCCGCUCAGCAGUCGCUAACUUCGAUGACCCGAACAUGCCUGUUGCGACGCUCCGAUCAUGGUUGUUCGGGAUAAUGUGGGCGAUUCUCCUCCCAGGUAUCAACCAGUUCUACUACUUUCGAUAUCCCUCCUUGACCGUCACCGGGAUUGUCGCGCAACUGUUGACGUUUCCCCUCGGCCGGUUGUGGGCGCGUUUUGUACCACGGAUAAAGGUGUUUGGGUUAUCCCUCAAUCCCGGGCCGUUCAAUAUCAAGGAGCAUGUUUUGGUCACUAUCAUGGCAGGUGUUGCGGCCCAAACCGCGUAUGCUACCGACGUCGUUGCUGUUCAGAGAGUCUGGUAUCACCAACGUCCGAACUUCAUCUAUCAAUGGAUGUUGGUAAUAUCAACGCAGCUUAUUGGUUUCUCUGUCGGAGGCCUAGCACGCCGAAUGCUCGUCGAACCGCCAUCAAUGAUCUGGCCAAAUACUCUGGUCUCUUGCGCGCUAUUCAACACUCUGCAUUCCCAAUCUUACGCCGGUAUUGGUGGACGUGAUGGGAUCAGUCGGGAGCGCUUCUUCGCGUACGCGUUCAUCACCGCCAUGCUGUGGUACCUCUUUCCUGGAUAUUUGUUCCAAGCAUUGAGUACAUUUACCUGGGGAUGCUGGAUUGCCCCCAACAACCGCACUGUCAACACGCUAUUUGGAUAUCACAGCGGCCUUGGAUUCUCUCUCCUUACAUUCGACUGGAAUCAAAUUUCUUUCAUCGGUAGCCCACUUGCGACACCUUGGUGGGCAGAGGCGAAUAUUAUUGCUGGAUUUCUAUUUUUCUACUGGUUUUUGGCACCCAUCCUAUAUUUUUGCAAUGUUUGGUACAGCCAGUAUAUGCCAAUAUCGUCUCUAUCGCCAUACGACAAUCAAGGCAACACGUACAAUCUCACUCGAGUACUCAACGCCGACUCCACGUUCAACGUGACCAGCUAUGGAUCGUACAGCCCGCUGUACCUCCCGAUGAACUACGCGAUCGCUUACGGGUUGUCGUUCGCGUCUAUCACUGCGCUGAUUGUGCAUUCCGUCCUGUAUUUCGGACGGCCCAUCGCAGCCCAGCUACGACGUCGGGCGUCAGAUCAGACGGAUAUCCAUCAACGGUUGAUGUCUGUAUACAGCAAAGUGCCGGAGUGGUGGUAUGCAUGUAUACUGUUGGUCACAUUUCUGUUCGGCUGCCUGUGCAUCAAACUUUGGCCAACUGAGAUGACUAUCUGGGCGUUUGUCAUCGCACUGCUGAUCGCUCUGGUGUACAUUGUUCCAAUAGGGAUGAUUCAAGCCGUGACGAACCAGCAGCUAGGAAUAAAUGUCAUUUCGGAGCUUAUCAUCGGCUACAUGCUUCCUGGACGACCUAUCGCACUUAUGAUGUUCAAGACAUGGGCCUAUAUCACGAUGGCGCAGGCAAUGAUCUUCACCGCUGAUAUGAAACUUGGCCACUACAUGAAGAUACCCCCACGAUCCAUGUUCUGGGCUCAGGUCGUCGCCACGAUUGUCGCGGGAACUGUGCAACUGGGAGUCCAAUCAUGGAUGUUUACGAAUAUACCGGAUUUAUGUUUACAAGCGCAGCACGAGAUGACGGGAUUUACAUGUCCAAACACCGAGGUUUUCGGUACCGCUUCUGUAGUUUGGGGAGUGAUCGGCCCGUCUCGACAAUUUUCUCGAGGUCGAUUAUAUCAUCCAUUAUUGUAUUUCUUCAUCGUUGGCGCUGCUUGUCCCCUCAUUGUGUGGGGAUUCAGUUUCAAAUACCCCAAUUCCUUCCUAAAUUAUGUCAACUUCCCCCUUAUUUUUGCAGGUCUCGGUGUGGCACCCCCGGCGACUGCUGUCAAUUACGUUCCGUGGGCCAUCAUUGGGUUCAUCUUCCAGUACGUUGUUAGAAGAAGAUACUUUCCCUUUUGGGCAAAGUACAACUAUGUACUGUCUGCAGCACUCGAUGCAGGAACAACCGUGUCGACGGUUCUUGUGUUCUUCUGCUUACAAUAUCCUGAUAACGGGAAUAUCGGACUGACCACCAUCCAGCAGUGGUGGGGAAACACCGUUUUCAAGAACACUGCAGACUGGAACAGUUCAGCGCUCAGACCGCUGCUGGGCGACGAAAGGUUCGGACUUGAGGAGUGGUAG
This is a messenger RNA of Sparassis crispa, 2355 nucleotides long. Its product is annotated as Glutathione transporter 1. NCBI's taxonomy places the organism in Eukaryota, Fungi, Basidiomycota, Agaricomycetes, Polyporales, Sparassidaceae. Bases 1 to 2355 code for a protein of 784 amino acids. Gene Ontology annotation, biological process: transmembrane transport. The transcript has 43 exons. The record is from RefSeq and is a predicted model, not a curated record. Gene Ontology annotation, molecular function: oligopeptide transmembrane transporter activity.